This is a messenger RNA of Pogonomyrmex barbatus (red harvester ant), 4361 nucleotides long. RefSeq lists its product as uncharacterized. The record is from RefSeq and is a predicted model, not a curated record. Gene Ontology annotation, molecular function: protein binding. NCBI's taxonomy places the organism in Eukaryota, Metazoa, Arthropoda, Insecta, Hymenoptera, Formicidae.
GUUCUCGCUCUUGGCUCUUGGUUGCGUUUCGUCAACAUUAGAGCUACCGAACUACCAACAGCUGGCGAGACUGCUACGCUGCAGUAUCGGGUCGUUUGACACAACUAUAUUAUGCAUCUUUCAUUGUUGUUGAUCGUUCCGUAACGUAUAUUUAUUUCGCGUUGCGGAACCGUCGUGUGUCGCACCGCGUCGCGUUGUCGAGAGAAAACGAGAGAGAGAGAGAGAGAGACGAUCAUUCUCGAUUGGCAUCGUCCGAACGGUACGGACAAACGAAACAAAGACAGAACCAAAGCUCGAUCGCCGUCACAGAUUCCGAACGGCUCCAUCUUGCGCAACAUUUCAAGUAUUCCAAGUCCAAGGAACCGUGAGAGUGCCAUUAUCGUCAUCGGUUCUAACGAUGUCGACCGUGUCAACGACGAUGAACGACUCCGAGGAAUAUUAUUGUUUUCGAGUGAAGGAGAGAAUAGACAGCGAGCUCGGCGAAAAUAUUGUCAUCAUUCAGCGAUCGUACAACUUCGACUUGAAAAAGCUACGGACAGAUCUGUGGAAGCAAUUUGGCGUGCCGAAGGACAGACGCAUCUUCUACAUUGAUGAUGAUGGGGACGACGUCCCAAUCGAUUCGGAAUGCGAGUUUCACGAGGCAUUAAAGCUCGCAAAAAGCGCUUUUGUGGUAAACACAGCGAUCCCAUUGAUUGUGGGAUCUUUCCACACACCUACGUCAUGCAGUGAUGACGAGCAAGGCUCUGAGAUUUGUUCGAGCAAAGAACAGCUGAAAAGUAUCAAUAGCAAUCCUAUCUCGUCAUUUACCGAGAAAAAUAAUAGUUUUAUGUCGGAAUCAAAUUUUGAAUUCGACAAGCAGAAAUGCUCAAUCCAGAAAAUAUCAUCGAAUCAAAAGAACAUAAAACAAUCAAGUGAUGAAUCAAACAAGGAACAGAUGGAAUCGAAGGAAAUGGAAAUACCUAAAGAGUUGAAUACUUCGUUACAAUGUUCAGAUAUGGUUCCUCCUCAAUGGUUCAUCAAAUACAUGGAGAUGAUGAAGAAGGACAUGGUAUCUAUGAUUACAAAUGAAGUAGUGAAAAAUGUAACAGAGGUGUUGAAUAAACGCCUAGAUUCCUUCGUGUAUCCACCUCUAAAAGAACUCGAUCAGUCUCGAAGUCAAUCGUAUUCUUCUCUCUCAAAGCGACAUCCCAGAUGUUCCUUCGAUGCAAAUGAGAAGACUCAAAAAAGAAUGAGCUCUCAAGAUGAAGAGCAAUCGAGUGAUGCUUCGAUUGAACGCGUAGAUGAGCCGCAAAACACAAAUACCACAGAAAAUAUGCAGACAAAAAAAGAUGUGAUAUCUACAAUUAGCCAAGAAGUAGUAAAGGAAAUGACGGAGAUGUUGAAUAAACUUCCCUUAGAUCCCUUUAUAUCUGUCCCUUCAAAAAAACUUGGUCAAUCCCGAGGCCAGUCACAUCUUUCUUCCUCAAAACGAUUUUCUCGACACUUUGAUUCCCAUUCAAGUGAGAAAAAUCAGAGAAAGAUGAGGCCUCAGGAUGGAGAACAAUCGAGUGACGAUGCUUCGACGGGUCGCACAUACGAGCCGCGAAAUACCACGAAUACCACGGAUAUUUCACGUCGAUUACAGAAAAAUCUUGAUCUUAUUGGUGCCGCUAUUUGUGCGAGCGUCAAAGAGGAAAAGAAGAAGAAGAAGUGUCAUCAACGAGUCGCUCAAGUAACCAGCGAUAACUCGAAUGAUGAUAUCAAUAAGGAACAGGAGCAAUCUAUUCAGAAUAACGCGCGAGAAGAUUUUAUUUCUCAGAAGAAUUUACUUUUACAAACGGAUUCAAUACCAUAUGACGAACCCUUGGGAAUAAUUGAUAAUGAGCUUCGUAUGAGUUGUUCCGUCACUGGACAUCAAAUAUUAGAUGAAAAUCGUCGUAGUAAAGAUGCCUGGUGCUGUGACAACACGGAUAUCGAUAAAACCAGCUUCUGGUCGUGUGAUCAAGAGGAAGAAGAUGAUGAUGCCUUCGAGAUUAUUCAAAUGCCUGCUUCGGGAAGUAGAGAUGAAUCGGUUACGCAUCCUGAAGAACCUGUUAUUGAACAACGACGACAUGAUAGCAAUCGGGACUCGCCCAGUUUCGAACUUUUGUCAGAACCACCAUCGCCCAUUCCCACAUGUUUCAUGUAUUUCAACGAAGAGCAUUUUUCGGCAAAUGAGGGAAAUUCCGAAGGACAAUCGUUACAUUCCGCAGAUAUGAAUCCGAAACCGACAAACUCCAUUUAUGUAGUUGAUAUUCAUGGUAAAAUCUACAGUGAACGUCAGUGGAUAGAUUCCGAUGAAUGCAUUAGCACCGAUUUAGAGAAACGGUCUGGUGGAACCUACUCGUUCGUAACAGAGACUCUACCAGUGCAGGAUACUUGCUGUUCGAAAUUGUCGCACUCGGAACAACGAUCGAGCGAACGGAAAAAGGGUCCUCAAGAGGAUACCAUGAAUGACAUUUGCGAUAAUACGAAGAGCUCAUACGACGACGUGAGAAACUCGCAUACGAGUUAUCUAAACGUGCGAACUCACUGUGACUCGAAGACGCAGUCUCAGUGUAGCUGCGAAUCGCAGACCGAUUCGAAUGACUUCACGCAGAGCUUUCACUCGCACACUACUGAUACAACUGACAUUUACACUGAAGCUUAUGGCAGCGGCAGAUAUAAUGAGCAGAUGCCGUCAAUGGUCGAAGAUCUAAGAGAAGCAUCGGCAACAACGGUAACAGCAACAGCAACUGCUACUGUGACCGCGACAACAGCAUCAAGAAAUGGUGUACAUGAUGUACAUGUUAGUGGUGGCUGUACGAAGGAAGCCAGGACAAACGGGAAGAAUUGGAAUUGGAAUAAUGCGGACAAUUAUUCGGAGUGCGCCUACACUCUGCACAACUGUGCCUCGCAAGGUACUUCAAACGAUGCUUCAUACCAGUCCAGUCGAACGAAUGGAUCCGAUAGGCCGAGUUCCAAUGUAGGAUCGAGGAAGACAUCCAUUGGUGAAACACUUGGUACCGAUCCUGUCCACAUUUUACCAGAAACUCUAGUCACCGCAGCUGCUCAAGUCGGAUCACUCGCUUACGAUACCGCACGCGAGAUGUUUGACAAGAUACGAGCACACACGAGGGAGGAUUCUGUAAAGCGUCGAGGUGGAGUAAAAAGUGAUGAUAAGAAGCGCUUUUUCGUCGGUCCUCUAUCUUUGUACUAAUAAACUACUAAUCCCUCAUUUAUGAUUGAUAUCUAUACGUUAAACAAAUUGCUAAAUAGAUCUGUUAAAUGGUGGAUAAAUACGCAAAUUGGAUUUGUAAGCAUGAAAUAUCAUAGUAUUGUAUUUUAGAUAUGGUCCGAUCGAAAUGUGUACUGAAAGCGUCGUUUACAACAUUAGGAUUUCUUAUCACUCAGCAGAUAAAAUCAAGUUUCAUGCCGAUAAUGAUUGAUCAAGUGACUUGUCAAGAGAGGCCAAGAAUGUAUCCCAUUAUUAAUGAAAAAAAAUUUUAAUGACAAUGAACCAGAAUAUGAGUUUAAAAAAAUAAAGAUACUAGGGAGCGCUUUGUAUAUACGAGUGAUUCUUAAUUGCACGCGAUAAAUAAAAAUGGAAAAACGUCCUAAAAAUGAAUCUCAAAGUAUUCUAUCGAAUAUUAUUUCGAUUUGUUGAAUAUUGUUUCGAUUUGUCGCAAGAAUCACUGUGGAAUCAAGAAUCACUGUGUACGUGAUAGUAUUUAUAGUGGUACUUGCUAUAUUAUAGAAUGUUAAAACUGACCAUAGUUGUAUAAAAUUAUGAAACUAAUUAUAUAUAAUAAAACCCAAGUGGAAAUAGAGAGAAAAGAGUGAUAAGCUGAGUUUCUUGAGAGAUCGUCUAUGGAGAGCGGUUGCUUUGUUUGGAAUGAAAUUCUUUAUUAUAAUUUUUUCGCGUUCUGUGGAUAAUAUUAGAAGCUAAAAAUAGAUUAACUAUAUAGAUAGAAGCGCGUUCAAUUGCCUUUCGUCCGCUUGUACAUUUAUCGAGAUGAAAGGAUGAUAUCGCCCUAUUCGGUAACUGAACGAUUAUUACUAGUCUACGCAGAUAAUUUUGCGAUCACAUCUGAAAGAUUAUGAUUCAGUUUCAUUAAAUCUGCAGAAGCGAUGCAGAAUGUAGUAGAAGAAUUGUUUAUUUACAUCCCUUUCGAUAAGAAAAGUAAUAAAAGUCAUCUCUCUAGCGAAAUAAUGUAUCGACGUUUGGCGUAAGAUUCGUCUGAAAUGUUUAAUCAAUUUAUUACACUUUCAAAGUUCUUGGCUCAUGUGACACGCAUUAUUACAAUGUGCUAGAAUUUGUAGAAAUUUAGUUGGAUUUGCGGAAAUAAAUGAUAUUAUAUGAA